Molecule: messenger RNA, 1197 nt
Organism: Meleagris gallopavo (turkey)
Lineage: Eukaryota; Metazoa; Chordata; Aves; Galliformes; Phasianidae
Gene: GGACT
Product: gamma-glutamylamine cyclotransferase
Cellular component (GO): cytosol
Molecular function (GO): gamma-glutamylaminecyclotransferase activity
Source: RefSeq, a predicted model, not a curated record
CGCUGGUGCCUCUGUGGUUAAUGUACGAUGGCUCGUGUCUUUGUGUAUGGCACGCUUAAAAAGGGCCAGCCCAACUACAAGUACAUGAUCAACACCACCAAGGGGAUCGCGAAGUACCAAGGGAGGGGUCGCACGGUGGAGAAAUACCCUCUGGUGAUUGCAGGGAAAUACAACAUCCCCUAUAUGCUCAACAUCCCGGGCACGGGACACCACAUCGCAGGGGAGAUUUACACUGUGGAUGACCAGAUGCUGCGGUUCCUCGACGAAUUCGAAGGCUGCCCAGACAUGUACCAGCGCACAACGAUGAGAAUCGAAGUGGUGGAAUGGGAGGGGAAGAGAGGCACAGCCGAGGUGCGACCAGCCAGCAGCGGGGUGAUGGAGUGCUUCGUGUACAACACCAGCACCUACCAGCCUGAGUGGGUCCAGCUGCCCUACCAUGACAAUUACGAUUCCUCUGGGACCCACGGCCUCUCCUACGUGCUACGAGAGAACAGAGAUUGAGCCGGCACAGCCCUGCGAAGACAGUUCUAAGCAGGUGUUGUGUGGCAGCCCUACCAGCAAUCCCAUAAUGCCUUUCUCUUAAAUCCCCAGAUCUGUAACCUUCCAGACCUGGGCACGCUGGCUCUAGUGCUGCAGUGCUGUAGGCCUAGAGACUGGCACAGCUUUGUGCCCCCACUAACCCAUCCUAACUGGUUUUGCGUGAUGGCAGAAAUAACUGCUUGUGCACAGCAGUGAGGGGGUUUAUGUUCUUCCCUGCCCCCCAACCCCUUCACCUCAGUGCACAGCCGAGGUGAGUGGAAGACAGGUGAACACAUUAAUUCUUUCUUACCUGAACUGAUAAAUUUAUCACGUGUGUUCCAUGAGCUGGGUGGAGUAAUGACGUUAUUGUACUAAUAGCUAAAACUGAUUUUAAAAAAUCAUAUCUGCAAGCAAAGUAAAAUGCACAGCUAAUAUUGUCCUGUAAUGGUAGGCUACUGAAUGUAAACCAAGCAGCAAGCAAAUGUCUGUGGGGGAAAAAUGACCACACAGGUAGCCUGCGCGUCGGGAAAAAUACAACAUUGCUGUAGAAAUAAAGGGAAGAGAUUUUCAAAGAUUCUUACUUCAUAAUGUUUUUUCUGAACUGGAGGUGAUUCUUUUUAAAACACAUUUAGUUUUAUGAGAUACUGUAAAGAAAUAUUAAAGAAUUAUUAAAAAGAA